Molecule: messenger RNA, 960 nt
Organism: Microdochium trichocladiopsis
Lineage: Eukaryota; Fungi; Ascomycota; Sordariomycetes; Xylariales; Microdochiaceae
Exons: 1
Coding region: 306-926 (206 amino acids)
Source: RefSeq, a predicted model, not a curated record
AGCAGACACUGCACAGGUCGUGCCCGUUGCGCCAUUCCCGCAACCAUGAGGUCCUCUGUGUCUUGGGGAUGAUGAUGGCAGGAGUCUCAGACGGGGACGGGUAUGCAUGCAGGUCUCAGAUGGAGGGAAGCGUUGGCCUGGACUUCUGAGGGGAAUAUUAGCUGCCUCCUCCUCUGAAUUCAACCGAGUGCUGCCUCUCUGCUGCAGACCCAAUCCUGCCAGCCUGACAUGUGGACGGACGUGCACAGGUCGCAUCAAGCAAGUAAGUGCCGCGAUAAGGUCUUGUUUCUGCGCGAGGGCCCGGGAUGACGUUUGUUGGUUGGUUGGCCCCCGCUGGCGGUGGUGCUUGGGCCAGCAAUGCGCGGAAAGGUCCGUCUCUGCUGGUUUGGGAAAAUGCCAAGCACGAGUUGCUGGAGAGUGCAGUGCCGGGUGAUUUGAGCACUGAUCAAAUCGAAUCAACUGCCUUAUCUGUCUGGAUUCUUCGGAGAAGAAGCAAGAGGCAAGAGAGACGGGGUCUUCUGUUGCUGUGGUCUCUGACGGAACGUCAGCCACGGCUGAGCCGCCAGCAACGGUGCCCCGGGCCCGUGGGAUCGGUCUUGACUAUUCGGACCGGACCUCCCAGCCAGCUGGUCCCGACAAGUCUUGCGGCUGAAAGUGCGAGCGUGCGUGCAUGGCCGUCGCAUGGAAACGACACAAGACGCAACGCACUUUGGCUGCAGGCAGGCAGAGAAAAAGACUGGACGAAGAGCCAAGAAACGACCGGCCCGGCUAGGGGGGUGCCCCUUGUUGCACAUCCCUGCCCGUUAUGGCCCAGCGUGGGCGCCACCGGCACAGCACCAAGGUUCACGGGCUCCUUUCGUCAUGCCCGGCAGUGGAGCCUGCCUCUUGGGCCGUCGCGACGACUCAUUCCUGGCAGGUCGCAGUAAUAAUGCAAGAAGCGUCGCAUCUCCGGAUGCCAGC